UCUCUAAAGACCAGAGUCUCUCUCUCUCUCUCUCCCCCAACACCCUCCAAGCCUCCAUCUUUAUCAGGCAGUGCCCGUCUAAAUUAGCAAUCUUUUGCUUCUUCUUUCCAUCGUUUUCUCGCUACGUUUUGGCUUGUCAUUCCGUAACGUGACUCGCUGUAAAAAUUUCCCCACAAUGUCGCAUGUCCCGGUCUCUUGCCAAACGGACGUCGACAGCGAGAAAUAUCUAAUCUUUCUGGGACCAAACCCCCGAAUCCGCGCGAGCUGCUGCUAAAGCUUCGAGCUUUAAGCCUCGCGAUGCUUCGUCGGAGCUCGUAGUCCACUUCCUCGCUUCUGGGUUCUUCGGGAAAAUGAGGGACGGAGAUGUUUCCCACGUCGAUUUGGAGCAGGGGGGUCAUCGUCGCCGUAGUGAUGCGAGCGCCGAAGACGACGACGACGGGAGCGCGUGCUUCUCAGACGCGGACGAUGGCGACGGCUCGUGCCGCUCCCCGUUCUACUCCACCACCGGCGGGUCCUACGACGAGUGCAGCUUCGCCUGCGCGUCGGGUCGCGAGGCGACGGCCUCGGGAGGGCGGGGGCGAUCCUCCGGGUCGGAGCAGUCGGUGGAGAUCGAGGUGGUGGAGAGAGAAGUGAAGGUGCAUUUGGGGAAGGCGGAGAGGGAGAGAGAGAGAGAUUGCAGGAUUUGCCACUUGGGUUUGGAGAGCAACAGCCACGAGUCCGGUGUCGCCAUUGAAUUGGGUUGCGCUUGCAAGGACGAUUUGGCUACUGCUCACAAGAACUGUGCUGAGACCUGGUUCAAGAUCAAGGGCAACAAGACCUGUGAGAUCUGCCAGUCCAUUGCACGUAAUGUGUCUGGUGCAAGUGAGAUAGAGGCGACAGAGCAGUCAAAUGAAACCCAUAGUGCCACGGCUGCGUCUGCAGUCUUGGCCCCAAUACCUCCUUCUGAAACCCGAAGCUUCUGGCAUGGCCAUCGACUACUAAAUUUUCUGCUCGCUUGCAUGGUAUUUGCAUUUGUCAUAUCAUGGCUGUUCCACUUCAGAAUGCCAUCCUCGUGAAUUUAUGUAUCUGGUUCUUUCAAGAAGUACAUAGUACAAAGAAAAGGGACAAAGAGAUUGAGACAGAGUUGUAAAGGAGCCUGCAGGGCACGUUUCCAGGUAGUUGGUGCUUGAGUAUAGAUUAGCCAUGAGCUUCUCGGUGUUUACGCAGCUCAUCAUGUGAUUUCAUGUGUUUGUUCAUACUUGUCCAACUUAUUCAUCUAUGCGAGUUCCCCCAUAAUUUAUAGGUUCGUAAUCAUCAGGGUUCAAUCUUCAUCUACUUCCACUGUAAACCCGAUUUGAGUAUUGGGUGGAGUUGUAAAUAGGAUUAAUAUCUCCACAAAACAUUCUGCAGAGUAUUGUGCUCUUUUUCUCCGCAA
Syzygium oleosum is the source of this 1414-nucleotide messenger RNA. RefSeq lists its product as uncharacterized. Gene Ontology annotation, molecular function: zinc ion binding. The coding region runs from base 351 to 1055 and encodes 234 amino acids. The transcript is spliced from 2 exons. The record is from RefSeq and is a predicted model, not a curated record. NCBI's taxonomy places the organism in Eukaryota, Viridiplantae, Streptophyta, Magnoliopsida, Myrtales, Myrtaceae.